Messenger RNA from Aethina tumida (small hive beetle), 3363 nucleotides. Its product is annotated as dolichyldiphosphatase 1-like. Bases 60 to 800 code for a protein of 246 amino acids. Lineage: Eukaryota; Metazoa; Arthropoda; Insecta; Coleoptera; Nitidulidae. Gene Ontology annotation, molecular function: sphingosine-1-phosphate phosphatase activity. The record is from RefSeq and is a predicted model, not a curated record. The transcript has 5 exons.
ACUACCGUGCUUUUGACAUCGCCACAACGGCUUGACAGCACUCAAAAAUAAAAUGCAAAAUGGCCACGUCUAAUGUUGAUGAAAAUUAUUUUUCAAAAACAUUAGACGAAAAUAACAUACAAUGGGUGCCACUCAGUCUGACCCUGGUUGAAUAUCCAAAAGGUGAUCUCAUUGGCAAAUUUAUGGCGUUCAUAAGUCUGGCCCCCUUUGGAAUAGGUGCGGGUUUUGUGGCGCUAAUCCUGUUCAGGAGGGAUCUACAUACUAUUACGUUUUUCAUAGGUACUUUGUGCUCAGAAGUACUUAAUUAUUGUAUAAAACACACUGUUUGCGAGGAGAGACCUUUGAGGAGGGAUCACCAAUAUGUAGAAUAUGGAAUGCCUUCAUCACAUUCUCAGUUCGUGUGGUUUUUUGCCACAUAUGUUAUUUAUUUUGUAUUUAUUAGGUUACACCACUUGAAUAACAACACCAUAAUAGAAAAUGUAUCAAAGUUCUUGAUAAUUUCCUCGUCUGUUGUUAUGGCAUUGCUGGUUUCGAUAUCUAGAAUAUAUUUGCACUAUCAUACAAUUGCUCAAGUACUAUGUGGGGCGCUUGUGGGGGUGCUGUUUGCAACUGUAUGGUUUGCCCUCACCUAUUUAGUGUUCACGCCACUUUUCCCGCAAGUGGUCACCUGGAGGAUAUCGGAGAUCCUGUUGCUGCGCGACACGACGCUGAUACCAAACGUUCUGUGGUUCGAGUACACGAACACGCGGCAGGAGGUGCGUGCCAGAAGUCGUAAACUGGUCAGUAUGAAGUCACAAUGACACUUGUUGGACGACGGUUUCGGGCUGCCGUUGCCGGUCGGCGCGACCCUGUUGCGGUACUGCAGGUCGGUGCUGCCCUGGCCGAGGAAACGGUAAACGAGAACCGCCAUCCGUACACACACGCAUCUUCACACGUUCGUUUAGUCAACCGCCGGGACAGUACAAUCAAUAAUUGGGUUUUGGGGAAGGAAACUGCGGCUGAGGUUGUCGGUUUUUUGUUCAAAGUACACUGUACAACAAGGGGUGGAUUCUGGGGUAUUUUUUGACUAGUUUGCGGGAUUUUUGCUAUUGAAAAUUCAUGUAACAACCCAAUUUGGUGUGUUAUCUAAAGAAAAACAACAAACAUGUUGAAUUAUAUGUCAAAUUACUGAUAUCCAUUGUGGUAGUAGUACCUUUAAUUUAAAUAAAAAUUAUGUUUGUCAAAAUCCCAAUCUUUAACCAAAUUAUAGAUUAAAUUUCGAAUUAAAAAAUGUAAAAUGUCUAUAAUCUCUAAGUGUAAAUAAUCUUUAUUAUCAAAAUACUAAUUAUAGACUAAAUUUCAAAUUAAAAAAUGUAGAACAUCUAUAAUCUCUAUCAAGUGAGUUUAUAUUUAGAUACAUUGCAUAAACAGCAUUUAUGAAUUUGAUAAUUAUUUUUCUUAUCAAUUUUAAAUAUAUAACAUUAUAAAGAAAAUAUAUUCAAAGUAAAAGAAUAUACAUAGAUUUGUUGUACAGUGUAGUCGUCGUUGUCAACUUAGACACAGUUUCAUGAGUGUGUUGAUCUGAAAAAAAUGGUAUCUGAGAAAUUGUCAAUUUUUAAGAAAUGGUUCGAUAUUUUUUCGAUAUUAAAAUACAAAUACUAUGCGGUUGAGUUGUAAAUAUACUGCAAAAAAUAAUAUACAUAUAUGUUUUGUACAAUAUUCAAUGUUGAUACUGUAACCCCUUAUAAGUGUAUAUCAAACUUAAAAUUUGAUCCGUAUAUUUUUCCUUAAUGUUCAAUCAAUGUUGGAGAUGUUAACUUAGUUCCGAUUCGUGUGAAAUUCUCUAAGUACACACUCACGUUAGUGGACAUUAUAGAAAUGCCCACGAUUUUAUAGUAUAAUUUCAGUAACUCUAAAAACGUUGUAAAAACUAAACUUUAUACAAAUGUACACUUGUUUUUAUUCUGUCCACGAAUGUGAGUGCACGAUAAUUUUCGCCCACGUUACCACGCGGGCACAAACCAGACUGAUAUCAAAUAUUCAAGAUAAGACUACAGUAGCCUCUAAAAAAAAACAAAACAUGACAAGACAUAAGCACUAAACGUUACACAAAAGAAAAACGAUUAUACAAAAACACUUUUUUGCGUAAUGCCGUUUAGUUCUGCCACAAACGUAACACCAAGAGGCAAAAUUAGUUAGAGUCCUUAAAAUAAUAUCCGCACGGUGUGUAAGUCGGAACGUUCAACUUCUGAGUCCACAUGGUGUCGAUUGUGAAGACUAUAGACGAUACAGUAGCUGCUACUAACAUCAACUUAGAUGAUAUAUAUAUAUAUUUUUUUCUCGUUCACCAAAUUGACAAUAUAUUAAAGCUUUAAUAGUAAGUCAUGAAAACCAUUAUUUAGUUUAGUCUCAAUUUAAAAGUUACAGUUGGAACUUUUAAAAUCGGGAUUUUGUUUUUGAGCAGCUAUGAAAUUAUUACUGGUUUCUUUAAAUAGUGGCAGCGUAUAAUAUUAUUAUUUAGUUUUACACAUUUCUAAUCAAUAUUAAUUCCUAAGACAGCAAUCAUUAAUGUACUUACUAACAGUUUGACUGAUUUUUCUUGUUCUAGAAGAAAUUGUAUACUAGUAUAGUUAAUUAUAAUAUAUUUAGAUCCCAAAACUCAAGCCUGCAAUGAAUUCCCAAUUAGAAACAACUCGUUUCACAGGUCGCUUUUACAUAUUAUUUAAUUGUUAAUUGAUUGCAUACUUGAGUUUAUAUUUAAUGUCAUAAAUGUUUCCCUUAAAGUGCUUUAAUUAAGUAUACAAAAAUUUAUUAUUAUGAAUUAAUCAAAUUCAAUUAAACAAAUGUUAUUUUGUAAUUCCUACGUUCUCAUCAAUUUUAAUUGGUAUUUCUGUACAUUCCCGGGGAAGCCGUGAAUUUGAUUAAUUUAAGGCUAAUUGAAGUGACCAAAAAUCCAACGUUUGUGCAAUAUAUGACUUUUUUGUAUAAAGCGGCGAAAAUGACGGAAAAAUUAGGAGAAACCCUGCUGUUAAUAUUUUUUAGGUAAUUUUCGGGUUUGAUUUUUAGAUAUAUUAAUUAAUUUAUUUAGGUAUAUGAGAUUGUUAUUUAUAAAACGAUAUUCGUUUAACUUAUUAUAAACAAUGAUUUAAUAUUAUUAACUGUAUACAUUGUCUUCUGAUAUUAUUAUAUUUACGUAAUUAUUCAUGGUGCAGGGUUCCAGAUAUGGGCUCUCCAAAAUUCAAAAUCAAAUGAAUUACGCACAAUGUACAGAUUAUAUGAUUUCCAUUUAUACCUAUUGUUUUCGUUGUUUGUAUGUUUAUAAACUAAGAAAUAUAGUUAAUAAUGUAAAUUUUAUUACCUGAUUAAAUUAUAAAUUAAACAUAG